Grammomys surdaster is the source of this 615-nucleotide messenger RNA. RefSeq names its product rhox homeobox family member 1-like. Gene Ontology annotation, biological process: regulation of transcription by RNA polymerase II. Gene Ontology annotation, molecular function: DNA-binding transcription factor activity, RNA polymerase II-specific; RNA polymerase II transcription regulatory region sequence-specific DNA binding. The record is from RefSeq and is a predicted model, not a curated record. Bases 1 to 615 code for a protein of 204 amino acids. Lineage: Eukaryota; Metazoa; Chordata; Mammalia; Rodentia; Muridae. The transcript has 3 exons.
AUGGCGUAUAAAAAAUACUACUUCGAUCUUGACUAUUAUGGUGUGGACUUUUAUGAAGAAGAAGUAGCAUCUGAACUCCAGCAAGGGAAGGCAGCGACAGCAGAUGGCAACCACACUGAAGAAGUCUUAAGCAUCCUGAAAGAGCUGAGCCACAUGAACGCUGUGAUUGACCAUAACUAUAACCGUCCAAUGAAGAGCGACACCCGUAGGAUCCCCAGUGAGCCUACACAAGAAGAGGACGAUGAGGAAGAGGAGCCAGUUUUUCAAAAGCCAACCAAGUAUUGCCGAAAGCAGUACAAGUUCACUCCCGAACAACAACUUGAACUAGACAGAGUUUUUGAAGAAACUCAAUACCCUGAUGCACUCCAAAGGAAAGAGCUUGCAAAGCUCAUCAAUGUAGAAGAAUACAAUGUGAAGAUUUGGUUCAGCAAUCGAAGAGCCAAACUUAGGAAAAAUCAGAAGGCAUUACCGUGCACAAACAUCCUACCUGAUAAACAGAACCACUUUCCCCUGAAAGUUUUGAAAGAAACCAAGAAUGUUGUUGUUCUUCAGGAGCCACUUGUGGAUGAGUUUUUCUGCUGUUGGCCACAUGUUGGCCACCCAAAUUGGCAGUGA